AUGAACUUACAAGCCAUUUUAGAAGAAAGUAAUAAAAAUAGCUUUUUAGCUUUUCUUGAUCAUGAAUCUGUGGCUUCUUCUGAUUAUCAAUUAGCCAAUGUUAUUAAACGUGGUAGAUCUCAGUCUACUAGCAAAUACCACUUAAGAACUGCAUAUGGAAUUUUUAAUACUGAUGAUGAUGAUUCAACAAUUCUAACUGAUGAAGGUUUUACUGAGCUAAUAGCAGAGGCAUUUCCAUUUUACAAAUUAUCCUCAGAAAAGAUGGUUAAAUCAAUAUUGUUAGAAUCUUAUAAUUAU
Dentiscutata heterogama is the source of this 297-nucleotide messenger RNA. NCBI's taxonomy places the organism in Eukaryota, Fungi, Glomeromycota, Glomeromycetes, Diversisporales, Gigasporaceae. The record is from the annotation of a GenBank genome assembly.